UAUCUGUGAAAUAUGACAGAGGCCAAGGGUGUAAAUGAUCUUUUUCAUAUCCAGUGUAAAUGAUAAGUUCAGUGUUCGGAUUUGUGUCGCAAUAACAAACAAACAGUAGAGUGAGUGGAGGGCAUUUUCGCAGGUACUUUGGUUGGUACAUCGUAAAACUAAAUUCCUCAUGAUGCAGUAUGUGUGUGGCUUGUCUGUGGGUAGGGUCCCCACCAUUUUGCUGCUCGUGAAUCUCAGUCUUUGGGGAAAACUGUCCGCUCUCAUCGCCCAACACUGUGAGAACUUUGAUGAGUUCCAGCUCACUGACAUGGGCCAUACGAUCCCGUGCCGUCUUGAGUCUGGCCUGGGGCCGUAUGCCGAAUGCAAUGUGACCAAUCUGAAAAAAGACCUCAUGGAGGCGAAGCCAGACGUGAGGACGCUCUGCAUCUAUCAGCACGACUCGGUCAUUCACACUGGAGCUUUCUCUCGUUUCCACUCACUUAAACAUCUCCACAUCUGGGGACUUAACAUCAACAGGGUCCAGCCCAGAGCCUUUACUGACCUGCCGAACCUUGUGAGUUUAUUUCUUCUGUUCGACGACACCACUUGCAGGGAGGUCUCCUUGGACACUGGGGCAUUUCAGGGAUUGGAGCAUUUGGAGGAGUUGGACGUAAGAGGUUUAAAGUUGCUUGGUAUCUCAAAUGGAACUUUGCAGCCUCUGCUAGGGCUGGUGAACUUGCACCUGAAUUACAUCUGUUCAGACAACCUUGGAGAUGUGUUCUGCCUGCUGCCAACUAACAUGUCAAGACUGCACAAUCUGACGCUAGAAAACAGCGGCAUAUCGGUCAUCAGACACCAAGGCACUAGAGCAUGGCCUACUGAUGUUCUGUCUGGAGUAAGAGUACUCAGCCUUCUAGGGACACCUGUUGUCACCAUUAAUACAGACUCCCUGAAGGUUUUUCAGAAUCUCUCAAGUUUCUCUUUGGAUUUUCAAGGAGAGACUGUGAGUUCCAUUUUGGAAUCUGGAAUUGGGCAGGUGAGAGAACUUCAGCUGAAUGGAGAAUUUCUUAGAAACGUACAUGUUGACUUUACAGACCUCUGCCAUCUGGUAAAUAAUCUAAGGGUGAAGUCAGUUACACUAAACUACAUCCAGGCUAAGACAUUAUCUGCAGGUGAUCUUACAAAAUGUGAAAAAGAAUUAGAAAACCUCAACAUCUGGAACUCCAAAAUACAUGAUCUUGAUUUAAGAUUCUGGUCAAAUUUGACAAAUCUGGUGGCAUUAGAUUUGGCUCAUUCGAGGCUGAAUGAAUCAAGCUUCUGCUCAGCUCAACAUCCGUCAAAGUCUAGACUUAUUUCUCUCAACCUGGAAGGAAAUCAACUUACAACAAUCACAGCCAAUCAGUUUUCUUGUAUGCCUAAAUUGGAGAUACUUGAUUUGAGUUUCAAUUUGAUCACAACACUCCAAAAGUUGGCAUUCUGUGGAUUAACUCGUCUCCGGAUUUUAAGGCUCACACACAACAAAAUAAGCAAACUUAAUACCGAUGACUUCAAGUGGCUUCCAGCACUGGAGGUCCUAGAUCUAGAUCAAAAUACAAUUGCUAGCGUAGAGGAGGGAGUCUUCAGGAAACAGAGAGAGCUGCAAGAGCUGAGGCUUGGUAAGCUGGACAUUAUAUAUAUUCUAAAAAUCAACAUGAUAUUUUAUGCCCAUGAGAUCCCACCUAAACUGCGUUAUCUCAACAUAGAUGCAAGCUAUGGAACAAAUUUUGAAAUAAGUCCAAAAACGAUUGCUCCAAACGGUACACUUGUUCUCCAUCUGAAAGGAGACUUUUUUGACUGCAACCUGUGCGAUAAUGCAUUUUUUAAUGCAGUCAGAGAGUUAAAAGUGAACAGCUCUCAUUUCGCCUGCAAAUCUACAUUCAUGGCCCGCUACUUCCCCAAUCUGGAGUCAUUUGAGUUCCUCACCCGUAUUGACAAAGUCACAAUCCUCUACUCUGGGAUCAACACUCUCAGGCACCUGAAACGUCUGAAACUGACCAACCUCAACUUUGCCAAACAGACAGACCCUGCAACAAUCUUCCACAACCUCACUAAACUUCAGAUCCUGGUCUUGAGCAACUGCCGAUUCACUUUCCUCACCAAGGGCAUGUUCCAGAACCUUACCGCUCUGCGUGUGCUGCGUCUCUACAGUCCCUCCCCUCUUCUUCUGCUGGAUGGGGUGUUCGACGCACUCAACUCACUGACCACUCUUGUGUUUGACAAAGUAGAUUUCCGCUGUGACUGCGAAAACAGUUGGCUACUGAAAUGGGCAUGGAGAUCCAGACAAACUCAGGUUAUCAGCCUCGAGUUGCAGCAGUGCAUGUGGCACUAUAAGAAGCUCAACUUCCUGUCCACUAUGGAGCGUUUAUGCCAAACAGAUGUGGAGUACCAGUGUUACCUGGCCACGGCUCUCACCAUCUCUUUCUUCGUGGCCACGGCACUGGGCUACAACUUUGGCCGUUGGCCUUUCCUGGUACUCUUCUUCCGAGCACGCGGGUGGCUGGAGAGAAGAAUCGGGCAAAGGAGAAGGAGAGGACGACGAAUGGCUGAACGUGCUGGGGAGGAGGAGGAGGAGGAGGAAGAGGAAGAGGAAGAGGUGCAGUUUGAUGCGUUUGUGUCCUUCAGUAGCCGGGAUGAAGCAUGGGUGCUGGGGGAAUUGGCACCCCGCUUGGAGGAGCAGGGUGAGCCCAGGCUCAAGCUCUGCCUGCAUAACAGGGACUUUGAGGUGGGUAAAGGGAUCGUGGACAACAUUGCUGAGAGCAUCUACAGCAGCCGUCGGACAGUCUGCGUGCUCAGUCGCCGUUACCUGCACAGCGACUGGUGUGCUCUGGAGCUGCGCGUGGCCACUCACCGCCUGCUGGCCGAGCAGAAGCACAGGCUCAUCAUCAUCUUCCUCGAGCACAUAUCUCCCUUUGAGCUCUCCGCAUUUCACCGACUAGCGAAGCUGGUGAAAUCACGGACGUACCUGGACUGGCCAGAGGACGAGGCUGAGAGGGUGAAUUUCUGGGAACGACUGCGUAGAAACAUCGCUGUGAAAGACAGGGAAGCUCCAGGUGGUAACCAAUAGAGGAAGGUCUAUUUCCAAUGCUGGCUUCAAGCAAAGCUCAAUACUGGAAACACAACGAAGACACGGGAAAAUACUGGAAUGCACAGAAUUUCCACCCAUUUGAAUCUACAAUGACAAUGGUAAUGAUAAUCUGGGAUUUAACUGUGUGCGAGUGUGUGUGUGUGUGUGUGUGUGUGUGUGUGUUAAGAACAGACCUGUCUUUUAAUUAUUCCACCUUAAAGUCUCUUAUGUUUUCUUGUUAAUUAUUCUUUGUUGAUUUUACCUUGAUUUAUGCUUUCUUAUAUAUAUUUUUAUUAUGAUAUUUUUGUUAUUAUUAUUAGUAUUAUUAUUACUCUUUGGCCAUCUAUGCUUUUAUCUGCUAUUACUGUUUGGUUUUUGUUUAUGUAAAGCACAUUGAAUGACCUCUGUGUGUGAAAUGCGCUAUAAAUAACUUGACUUGACUUGUAAAUGACUCAAAAGAAGAUUUUAUCAAGGCAACAUAAUCAGCAAACAUACAGUACGUUACAAUGGUAGUGUCUGUUUGCUAAUUCGAGUUUAUAAUUUUAGAAAACCCUUUUACAGUUACAGUAUGCUAGCACAGCUGAAAACUGCUGCCAUGAAUGGCAUGGCAGCAAAGAAAUAAUGCCACUGGGCAUUAGUCUGGAUCUCAUGAAAUUCUGUUGCUGAUGGCUUAUUGUUGUUGUAUUACUUUUUUGCAUUUUAAUUUUCACAUUGUCAGACUUAAAGUACAACUAUGCUAAAACUAUGCCAUAUUGUGUACCCAUUAUUUUUAAAGUUAAUUUAAUAAUAUUUCCAUUUUCCUGUGUCACUACUUACUUUGUAUUUCUUAAAUCUGUAAACUGGCCAUGUUUGACCGAUACUAAAUAGCUGUGUGUAAUGUGACCGCUUCAUUGAGUUGCCUUAGGCUAUGUCAUGUGCCUGAACUCCUCUCUUGUCAUAGAAACAAUAUGCUGCAGUAUAAUCAUUUACAGAAAUUGAUUGAAAUAAAACAAGAAUGGA
Messenger RNA from Sardina pilchardus (European sardine), 4081 nucleotides. RefSeq names its product toll-like receptor 13. The transcript has 5 exons. The record is from RefSeq and is a predicted model, not a curated record. Gene Ontology annotation, biological process: immune response; inflammatory response; toll-like receptor signaling pathway. Lineage: Eukaryota; Metazoa; Chordata; Actinopteri; Clupeiformes; Clupeidae. Gene Ontology annotation, molecular function: protein binding; transmembrane signaling receptor activity. Bases 170 to 3082 code for a protein of 970 amino acids. Gene Ontology annotation, cellular component: plasma membrane.